CUGCCCGAAGCCGCCCUGCCUCUAGCGCCUUCCCAGCCCAUUCCUGCUGCUUCCCGGAGGUGCCAGAGGAGCAGACUGUGGCCCAUGGGGCCCUUGGUGCUGCCAGCCUGGCUGCAGCCCAGGUAUAGGAAGAAUGUGUAUCUUUUCAUCUAUUAUUUAAUUCAGUUCUGUGGCCACUCAUGGAUACUGGCAAAUAUGACAGUCAGAUUCUUCUCAUUUGGGAAAGAUUCAAUGGUCGACACGUUUUACGCUAUUGGGUUAGUGAUGCGGGUUUGCCAGUCCAUUUCCCUUUUGGAGCUACUGCACAUUUAUAUUGGCAUUGAGUCAAAUCAGCUUUUCCCGAGGUUUCUGCAGCUCACAGAGAGAGUGGUCAUCCUUUUUGGGGUGAUCACCAGUCAAGAGGAGGUCCAAGAGAAAUAUGUAGUGUGUGUUUUAUUCAUCUUUUGGAAUCUACUGGAUAUGGUAAGGUACACUUACAGCAUGCUGUCAGUCAUAGGGACAUCUUAUGCUGUCUUGACAUGGCUCAGUCAAACACUGUGGAUGCCAAUUUACCCUCUGUGUGUUCUUGCCGAAGCGUUCACCAUCUAUCAGUCCCUGCCUUAUUUUGAGUCAUUUGGCACAAAUUCCACCAUGCUUCCAUUUGACGUAUCCACCUAUUUCCCUUAUGUGCUGAAGCUGUAUCUCAUGAUGCUCUUCAUAGGUAUGUAUUUCACCUACAAUCAUCUUUAUACAGAAAGAAAAGACAUCCUCCGAGUUUUUUCUGUCAAACAGAAGAACAUGUGAGGUAGCCUGUCGCACAGAGGAGAGGAUGGACUGGUGGAUUAAGCUGCAACAAAUACAGCCCUGGGCACCUGCUAGAGAAAAAGAACAUAGAACUGGAAAAAAUUCUACCAUGGUGACGUGCUCCAAAGCUACUAUGCUUUAAGAACAAAUCCCCAACAGUUGCAGCAUACACUGCCUCACCAGGACUGUGGGCUUUAUACAAGUUACAUUUAUAAUGAGUGAACUCUGAAUGUUUUCCUGUAAUGUUAAUGAGAAAUAGAUUCAGUGGAGUAAAUUCAAUUGACUUGAGAAACCAA
Apodemus sylvaticus (European woodmouse) is the source of this 1079-nucleotide messenger RNA. It is a transcript of the gene Hacd4, whose product is annotated as 3-hydroxyacyl-CoA dehydratase 4. The record is from RefSeq and is a predicted model, not a curated record. Gene Ontology annotation, molecular function: 3-hydroxyacyl-CoA dehydratase activity. The coding region runs from base 85 to 783 and encodes 232 amino acids. Gene Ontology annotation, cellular component: endoplasmic reticulum membrane. Gene Ontology annotation, biological process: fatty acid elongation; very long-chain fatty acid biosynthetic process; sphingolipid biosynthetic process. Lineage: Eukaryota; Metazoa; Chordata; Mammalia; Rodentia; Muridae. The transcript has 7 exons.